Stylonychia lemnae is the source of this 978-nucleotide messenger RNA. The record is from the annotation of a GenBank genome assembly. NCBI's taxonomy places the organism in Eukaryota, Ciliophora, Spirotrichea, Sporadotrichida, Oxytrichidae.
AUGCUCGGCAGGACAGUGAGAAGACCGAUGACUAUAACAAUUUUGCCCCAUGGGAGUAGAAUGCUAUUCAAAAGGUUCUUAAGAGAGGAAAGCAACAAAGAUGAGCAAACUAGAGAAUCUAGGGAGAGAACUACUAUUGAUAGGGAUUAAUUUAGUAAUUCACUUACAUUAGAAGGCUCACAUUUUGGAGUCCCAAAGCAACAGUAUAGUGAUUAUGAUACAAGCACUCAUAUGGGAAGUAGACUAAGCCAUCUAUACUAUGGCAAUUUUCAGGACAAUAAAGCCAAUAAUUAGAAAAAAUAUAAGGACUAGUCGACAAAUAUGCGCAGAAGGAUGGAUCAGCAUCUGGCUCAAUAGCUAACAAUUUCAUUAGUCAUGCCAAUUUGCCAAAGCUAAGCAUUAAAUCCAAUCAAGGGAGUCAAAUAAAUUUAAUUGGAAUGUUAAACACUUGACUUAAAGAUAAAUCACAGCACUUGUAUAGUAGCUUCAAAUGACCCAAAUGCAAUCAAAGACAUGAAGAGAACUCAAUUGAUAGAUUAAUCUACGUUCUCACAGCAAUUUCAAAUCCAAAAUGUGCCUCCAAUUAUGUCAGCAUUUGUUCCCUCUUCUAUUCCAGAUCUAUCUCCAGUGAGAAGGAAAAAGAGUGUCAAUAAAAAACUUGUCCCUAUUGAUCUAAACUCAUACGAUGUCAUACGUUCUUAGUCUCAGCUGACAAUUCCAAAUAAAUACACUAAUAAUGAUAGAACCAUUGUGAAUCAUUAUGCUACUUAGGAUAGCAAGCCAUAUCUAUAAGGACUAUCUUAAAUAAACGAGAAUAAAAGUUUGGAUUAAAUUGACAAUAUGGCUUAAAUAGAGGACAUCAUCAACAGCACUUUUUCUCGAAAGAACAAUGUUAUUUAUAGAAAAUAGUCCUAUUUGACAAAGAUAAGGAGAGAUAAAUUGAUAUACUCUCGACUGCUUGAUAGCACAGUCACCUGA